Messenger RNA from Hypanus sabinus (Atlantic stingray), 1903 nucleotides. RefSeq names its product BUB3-interacting and GLEBS motif-containing protein ZNF207-like. Gene Ontology annotation, cellular component: nucleus. Bases 134 to 1624 code for a protein of 496 amino acids. The transcript has 11 exons. The record is from RefSeq and is a predicted model, not a curated record. Lineage: Eukaryota; Metazoa; Chordata; Chondrichthyes; Myliobatiformes; Dasyatidae.
GGAUCCGAGCCGCGGCACGGCGCCAUUUUGUUGUGUUGUUGCUGCGGUGUUGUCGUCUCCGGCGUUGAGAUCGACUUCGUCUGAUUCCUGUCCGCCUCCGCCGUCGCUUAAACACCAGAACUCCCUCCUCAGGAUGGGCCGUAAGAAGAAGAAGCAGAUGAAGCCGUGGUGCUGGUACUGCAACAGGGACUUUGAUGAUGAGAAGAUUCUUAUUCAGCACCAGAAAGCAAAACAUUUCAAAUGUCAUAUUUGCCACAAAAAAUUAUAUACAGGUCCUGGACUUGCAAUUCACUGUAUGCAGGUUCACAAGGAAACAAUAGAUGCAGUCCCAAAUGCAAUCCCAGGAAGAACAGACAUAGAGCUGGAAAUAUAUGGAAUGGAGGGCAUUCCAGAAAAGGAUAUGGAGGAGAGGAGACGCCUCCUUGAACAGAAGACUCAAGCUGAAAGUCAGAAGAAGAAGCAGAAAGAUGAUGAUUCUGACGAGUUUGAUGAGGAAGACUCAGAAGCCGGGACUUCAUACCAGCAACAAGGAGCACAGCAACCGCAGAACUUCAUUUCAAAUAUGAACCAGUCCACCAUACACAAUGCACCGGGAGCACCAGGAAUUCCUCCAGGAGUGCCACCGGUGGUACCAGGUGUUCCUCCCAUGAUGCCAGGGAUGCCCCCAGUGAUGCCAGGAAUGCCUCCAGGAAUGAUGCCUAUGGGUGGAAUGAUGCCACCAGGACCAGGAAUGCCACCCAUGAUGCCAGGCAUGCACCCUGGUGGGUAUUUGAAAAUGGCUGGUGGCAACUUAGGUAUGCCACCGCCUGUUCCACGUCCAGGAGGUCCAACCAUGACCCAGUCACAACCUGUAGUUGCACCUGGUGUACCCAGUAGAGCACCACUACCUGGACCUGGUCCACAGCCCCCCAUUGCAAAGCCUCUCUUCCCAAGUGCUGGGCAAAUGGGGACCCGUGUGUCAAGCACAACUACAGCCUCCACUACAGCUUCAUCCAAUUCAGCCAACCUCUCAACUUCCUCUAAGCCUCUGUUUCCUAGUGCAGCACAAAGCCAGCCAUCUGUCUCUGGACCUGUGGGUACGGAUUUUAAACCCUUGAGCAGCACACCUGUUACUACUGCAGAGCCUCCAAAGCCCACAUUCCCAGCCUACACUCAGUCUACAACUACUGCAACGAGCACAUCAAAUAGCACCACAGCCAAGCCAGCCAUCCCUGUUACUAGUAAGCCUGCUACUCUAACCACAACUAGUGCAACUAGUAAGUUGAUCCAUCCAGAUGAGGAUAUAUCAUUGGAGGAAAGGAGAGCCCAGUUUCCAAAGUACCAGCGUAACAUCCCACGGCAAGGCCAGGCAGCAAUGGGGCCACCACCUGUCGGGCCAAUGGCCGGCAUGAUGCCACCACAACAAGGAAUGCCACCUCAGCAAACAGCAAUGCGACCUCCCAUGCCACCUCCAGGUCAGUUUGGUGGCCCUCCCCAGGGAAUGCCAGGAUACCUCCCUGGUGGCAUGCCUCCAUAUGGACAGGGACCUCCUAUGGUGCCUCCUUACCAGGGUGGACCCCCUCGGCCGCCAAUGGGAAUGUCGGGAAUGAGGCCCCCAGUAAUGUCGCAGGGGGGGCGUUACUGAAGCUGCUGUACCUACAUAAAUAGGUUUGGAGAUUCAACCUUUUCUCAACUUGCUGUUAACUAGACAAGCUUCAGUGACUUUAACAAUUUUUUUUAAGAAAAACUGGUAAACCUCUUCCUGCCUGCUAAAUGAUGACCACCAAAAAAACUUGCUGAACACUGGGACACGCUGUUCAUGUUUCACCUCUAGUGGGGGAAAAGAAAAUCGUACUCUUGAAAAGCAAAGCUCUGUGGGAGUAUGUUCUCUUUCCCUUCCCCUUCCCCACACCCCACCCUCCCA